AUGGCCAAGAGCAAACUAAAAGGGCAGAAGUCCAGGAAUCUGUUUCAUAUAGCCAGCCAAAAAAACUUUACGACUAAAAAUAAAGCAAAACCAGUUACCACUAAUCUUAAGAAGAUAAACAUUGUGAGUGAUGAAAAAGUUAACAGAGUGAAUAAAGCUUUUGUAGAUAUACAAAGGGAACUUCCCCAUUUCUCAAAAGGCCUUUCCCUUGAACCUCUGCAGAAACAGCUGAUUCCUCAACAGUGUCAUGUUAAUGUUGAAGCAAUCAGAUUAAUGGCUCAGCUAUAA
Canis lupus familiaris (dog) is the source of this 288-nucleotide messenger RNA. Its product is annotated as ribosomal biogenesis factor-like. The coding region runs from base 1 to 288 and encodes 95 amino acids. The transcript has a single exon. NCBI's taxonomy places the organism in Eukaryota, Metazoa, Chordata, Mammalia, Carnivora, Canidae. Gene Ontology annotation, biological process: ribosome biogenesis. The record is from RefSeq and is a predicted model, not a curated record. Gene Ontology annotation, cellular component: nucleolus.